This is a messenger RNA of Syngnathoides biaculeatus (alligator pipefish), 582 nucleotides long. It is a transcript of the gene rgcc, whose product is annotated as regulator of cell cycle. The coding region runs from base 136 to 477 and encodes 113 amino acids. Lineage: Eukaryota; Metazoa; Chordata; Actinopteri; Syngnathiformes; Syngnathidae. The record is from RefSeq and is a predicted model, not a curated record. The transcript has 5 exons. Gene Ontology annotation, biological process: regulation of cell cycle.
UGGGAGCCCGACGACGACAGACGAACGGGACCUCGUCACACACGGUUGCGCGCGCCGACCCCGCCCCGUCGCUUGAAAAGCCGGCGUCGACGCCGCACCUCCGCUCGACGCGGUCGCGGACGUUCCCGGGCGACCAUGAAGACACCCGCGACGCGCCAAGCCGACGCGGACGACUUGGACGACGCGCUGUGCGAGUUCGACGCCGUCGUGGAAGACUUCGCGUCCCCGCUGGAGAAGCGCCACUUUCGCUACGACGAUCACCUGCGCACCGCCAAGAGGCGCGACGGCGCCCGCGACGGCGAAAGCGCCGACUGGCCCGACCCGAACAGUCCGGACCCGAGCGCCGAGAGGCUCAGCUCGCCCGCGAGCCCCGCCCCCUGCUCGCCGUCGCCGACGUCUCCGAAAGCCAAACUGGGCGACACCAAAGAACUGGAGGACCUCAUCGCAGACCUGGACAAGACAUUGGAGAGCAUGUGACGUGGGAGUCUGGCGGCCAUCUUGGAUCGAAACAGAGACCGAGGAGGAGUCUGCCCCCCCCCCCCCCCCAAAAAAAAAAAAGCGGCACCUGCCCCCUGACCGAAC